Abrus precatorius (Indian licorice) is the source of this 2427-nucleotide messenger RNA. RefSeq names its product acyl-CoA-binding domain-containing protein 4. The transcript has 18 exons. The record is from RefSeq and is a predicted model, not a curated record. The coding region runs from base 193 to 2187 and encodes 664 amino acids. Gene Ontology annotation, molecular function: protein binding; fatty-acyl-CoA binding. Gene Ontology annotation, cellular component: cytosol. Lineage: Eukaryota; Viridiplantae; Streptophyta; Magnoliopsida; Fabales; Fabaceae. Gene Ontology annotation, biological process: lipid transport.
AUCAGAACAGAGUGGAUCUAUUAAUAUUUAAUGCUAACCUGAAGAAAAAGAGAUUGCAUUAGCAUCCUUAUUUUUUGUUCUUCUCAAUUCUGUAAUCCCAAUCCGUUCACGUAAUUGUCUUUAAUCUAUGCAUAAGAGUCUGUUUUGUUUCAAUUGAACUGAAUUGGUGGAUCUGAAGCAGCAUAGAGAGAGAUGGCGAUGGCGAGAGCAAGUUCUGGUCUGCAAUACCCAGAGCGGUUCUACGCUGCGGCCUCUUAUGUAGGGUUCGAUGGAUCCACCUCUCCAACCAAAGCUCUCACCUCCAAGUUCCCCAAGUCCACGGCUCUUCUUCUCUACAGCUUAUAUAAGCAGGCUAGUGUAGGACCUUGUAACGUCCCAGAACCCAGUGCAUGGAAAAUUGUGGAGCAUAGCAAAUGGGCCAGCUGGAACCAGCUUGGAAACAUGUCUUCCACUGAAGCCAUGCGACUUUUUGUGAAAAUAUUGGAGGAAGAAGAUCCUGGUUGGUAUUCAAGAGCAUCUAUUUCUGUUGUAGAAGAACCGGUCGUAGAGGUCCAAAUGAAUCAUAAUUCCAAAGUUGAACCAGUAAUUGAGAAUGGAAACUCUUAUCCAGAGACAAAGACUAUUUCCAUUGAAAAUGGAAGUCUAGUUGGAACACAGGUUAAAGAUGUUGUUGUGGAAGGCUUUGGUUGUGUUGGAGUAUACGAUCAAUGGAUUGCACCUCCAGUAUCUGGAAAAUGUCCAAAAGCCCGAUAUGAGCAUGGAGCUGCAGUUGUGCAAGAUAAAUUGUACAUAUAUGGUGGAAAUCACAAUGGUCGUUACCUUAAUGAUCUUCAUGUUUUAGAUAUGAGAAGUUGGACUUGGUCAAAGAUUGAGGCUAAGUCUGGAGUUGAGCCCCCAAUAACUUCAACCCCUUGCGCUGGCCAUUCUUUGAUUCCAUGGGGGAAUAAGCUUCUGUCAGUUGCAGGACAUACAAAAGAUCCUUCUGAAAGUAUUCAAGUGAAAGUGUUUAAUCUUCAAACGGCUACAUGGUCAGUUCUAAAGACUUUUGGGAAAGCUCCGGUAUCACGUGGAGGUCAAUCAGUGAACCUUGUUGGGAGAAGCUUAGUAAUUUUUGGUGGGCAAGAUGCAAAGAGGACUCUCUUGAAUGAUCUUCAUAUUCUUGACUUGGAGACCAUGACAUGGGAUGAAAUUGAUGCUGUUGGGGUGCCACCUUCUCCAAGGUCUGAUCAUACUGCUGCUGUCCAUGUGGAGCGAUACUUACUUAUCUUUGGUGGGGGCUCACAUGCUACUUGCUACAAUGAUUUACAUGUUCUUGAUUUGCAAACUAUGGAAUGGUCUCGCCCCACACAACUGGGUGAAAUACCAACACCACGUGCUGGACAUGCUGGAGUGACAGUUGGGGAAAACUGGUUCAUUGUUGGUGGUGGUGAUAAUAAGAGUGGGGUCUCAGAGACGGUUGUACUGAAUAUGUCUACACUGGCUUGGUCAGUGGUAACUUCUGUUCAAGGACGAGUACCUGUUGCUAGUGAGGGAUUGAGUUUGGUUGUGAGCUCCUAUGAUGGUGAAGAUGUACUUGUAUCUUUUGGAGGAUACAAUGGACAUUACAACAAUGAAGUCUAUGUUCUUAAGCCAAGCCACAAAUCAACCUUGCAAUCCAAAAUAAUUGAAAACUCCAUACCAGACAGUGUUUCUGCUGUGCCAAAUGCCACAAAUGCUACCCGAGAUGUGGAGUCUGAAUUUGAAGCUGACCAUGAAGGGAAAAUUUGGGAAAUUGUCAUGGACAAUGCUGACCCAGCAAAAUCCAAAGGUGAUCUUAUAUCAGUCCUGAAGGCUGAGAAAGAAGAGUUGGAAUCAUCACUCAGCAAGGAGAAGCUGCUGGCUCUUCAACUAAAGCAAGAGCUGGCAGAAGCUGAGUCUCGUAAUUCCGACCUUUACAAGGAGCUCCAAUCAGUUCGUGGUCAGCUUGCUUCUGAGCAGUCAAGGUGUUUCAAACUUGAGGUGGAAGUUGCUGAAUUAGGUCAGAAGCUCCAAACAAUUGGGACAUUACAGAAGGAGCUGGAGCUCCUCCAGCGGCAAAAGGCUGCAUCAGAGCAAGCUGCCUUAAAUGCAAAACAGAGGCAGAGUUCAGGUGGCGUGUGGGGUUGGCUUGCCGGUACUCCCCCAAGCCAGGAAUCAGAUGAUGCGUGAACCUCUUAACCGAAUACCAAUGCUACAUUUGGUUUUAUUUAACCAAUUUUAUUUCCAAUACUUAUUGUGUAUUAAUUCAGUUCUUUUUUUAGUGAUGUAAAUAAGAUUUAGCUUCUAUUUUGCCUGAAGAUGAGGAUGUUAGUAUGGUAUAGUGCAUGUUAUUUUUGCCGCCAUUUUUGCAGACGAUUGUAUUCAAAGUGAGUACAUUAUUGAAUGAAAAUAUAGAAAUUCUUUUGUUUU